ACAACGUUCGCCUCCUUCUCUCCUCCCCUCUUCUGCUCCUUUCGCCGAGUGUGUGGUACUGUGACACGUAAACUUUGUCCGCCACAUUCCUCUGGCAGGAUACCUCCACCUGGGACAGGGAGAGCAGAGAAAAGACUCAUGCCUAGUCCCGAACCAGAAUAACGCAGAAUUUUACAAAAACCAAAACAAAACAUGGAGGCGAGAGACGCUACUGCAGGUGCUUUUGUUGGCACCGACAGAGGGAAAAAAUCUGCAAAGAAGGAUGCAGCCCCUAAAGCGGUGAAACCACAGACUAAAAGCAGAAUGGAGGAAAUGUUUGGCUUCAGGAAAGAGGACCUGAGCUCCUGGGAGAACCUGGUGACCCUUCUGAACCGACCCACUGACCCUGCAUCUCUGGGCAUCUUCCGCUGCAUGUUUGGAUUGCUUAUGGCUAUAGACGUCACACAGGAGAGGGGCCUCAGCCACCUGGAUUACAAAUACCUAGAUGGGGCCCCCGUGUGCCGAUUUCCUCUUUUCAAUUUCUUAGAGCCCCUCCCUCUGGAUUGGAUGUACGUGGUGUACCUGGUGAUGUUCCUCGGUGCACUGGGCAUCAUGCUGGGCUGUUUCUACCGUCUCUCCUGCCUCAUGUUCAUCUCGACGUACUGGUACAUCUUCUUCCUGGACAAAACAGCCUGGAACAAUCACUCGUAUCUCUACGGUCUCAUUGGGUUUCAACUCGCCAUCAUGGACGGCAACAGAUACUGGUCGCUGGAUGGAUUACGAAAACCUUCCAUAAGAAAUGCUCAUGUUCCUCUGUGGAAUUACACCGUACUGAGGACACAGAUCUUUAUUGUAUAUUUCAUUGCUGGAGUGAAGAAAUUGGACGCAGACUGGGUGGAGGGAUAUUCCAUGUCUUACCUGGCACACCACUGGCUCUUUGAUCCUUUCAAAGUGAUUCUUCCUGUGGAGUUAGUGAGUCUGCUGGUGGUGCACGGAGGCGGUCUAAUUCUGGAUCUCACCGCUGGAUAUUUGCUGUUUUUUGACGCCACACGGCCAGUCGCGAUUUUCUUUGUGUCUUAUUUCCACUGCAUGAACUCCCAGCUGUUCAGCAUCGGGAUGUUCUCCUACACGAUGUUGGCAACAAGUCCUCUCUUCUGCUACACUGAUUGGCCAAGGAGAGUCUUUGCCCGCUUCCCCUCUUUGCUAAGCGGAGUCCUGCCGUUCACCACAGAGGAGAUUCAGCCCAGCACUUCCUGCCUUUACCCUGAAAUCCACAGCAACGAACGUCCAGGGACACAAAGUCCUGGAAAAGCUUCCAAAAUGCGAUUUAAGCACAAGCUGGGAGCUGUUUUUACUAUUCUUUACAUAGCCGAGCAGUUUUUCAUGCCUUAUUCACACUUCAUCACACAGGGUUACAAUAACUGGACUAAUGGUUUGUAUGGAUACUCCUGGGACAUGAUGGUCCACUCCCGCAGCCAUCAGCACGUGAAGAUCACCUACAAAGAUGGAAAGACAGGGGAAAUUGGAUAUCUGAACCCAGGGGUGUUCACUCAGAGUCGCCGCUGGAAAGAUCAUGGAGACAUGCUGAAGCAAUACGCCACCUGUCUCAGCGGGUUGCUCCCCCGCUACAACAUCUCUCAUCCUGAAAUCUACUUUGACAUCUGGGUGUCGAUCAACGAGCGCUUCCAGCAAAGGAUCUUUGAUCCUCGCGUGGACAUCGUGAAGGCAGAGUGGUCACCUUUCAAACCAAACCCGUGGCUGAUGCCCCUGCUGGUUGACCUCUCACCCUGGAGGACCAAGUUCCAGGAGAUUGAGGGAAGUCUGGACAAUCAGACGGAGAUCGUCUUCAUUGCAGAUUUUCCAGGUCUCCAUUUGGAGAACUUUGUGAGUGAAGACCUGGGCAACACCAGCAUCCAUGUGCUGCAAGGGCAGGUGAAUGUUGAGAUAGUGGAGGAGAAGAAGAACCACACUCUGCAGCCUGGUGACCAGAUAAAGGUUCCUGCAGGGGCUUAUCAUAAAGUGUACACCAUAUCUGAGAGCCCUUCCUGCUACAUGUAUGUCUAUGUCAACACCACAGAGGCAGUGCUGCUGCAGAACUUCACCAAACUGCAGGAGCUUCAAGAGCGCAUUCGCAAUGGAACAGAAACGGAGCCUCUCCCUCCGGAGCUGCAGCCUCUCAUGGCGGCAGAGGACGACAGAGAGGCGGAGGUCAACGCCACCGACCCCGUCGUGCAGCUGUUCCUGAAGAGGCAACGUCGGAUGAAGGAGGUGAAGAAACGCAGGGAGGCGGGAGUUCUGGAGCGACUGGAUCGCUUUGUCGUUAAAAAGUACUACACGAUACGGAGGGGAUUUCUGAUGACAGCCAUUGCAGUAAGAAACUUGGCGGUAGGUCUCCCUCCUGUGGAGCAGCUGAGGAGUGAAGUAGCCUUUGCCAACAUGAAGGAACCUGAAGCAGAAGCCGAGCCAGACGAGACGCUCAAACGUGAAGUUGGUCACGCAGAACUUUAAAACUUGUCAAAACAAGAAGUAUAAGGAUGAACUCCGGGUACUGAAUCACACAUUCCUGUAAAUCUGUUACUGCUGGACUGUUACCGAGUGGCCAGGCCAUGAAAGAACUCUGAAGAACUUAGCAUUUCAGGUUAUUCCCAAAUGUAAUAUUUUGUUCUUAAAUUUCAGCUUCCAGAGCACCUUGCAGUACAACCAAAAGUCUGUAUGUUUGUGUUCAUAAUGUCACUGCCAGAAAGCCAUUAAAUUAUGAUCUGAUGGAAGAUUAACUCAUAAACAAGCCAGACUAUAAAUGGGAAAGGAUGAGGUUGAAUGAGUAUUAUGUCUUUAAGUUUCAGCAGCUUGAACCUUCUUUUUUUUUCUUUAGUUUUUACCAAAAUGUGAGGGGAAAAAAAAACAAACUUGACACAUGUAAUUGUGAUUAAUCUUUUUUUUAUUACACUGUAUUGAUAAAUGCAUUUAUUUAAUAAAAUCAAGUCUGACAAAA
Poeciliopsis prolifica (blackstripe livebearer) is the source of this 2971-nucleotide messenger RNA. RefSeq names its product gamma-glutamyl carboxylase (gene ggcx). Lineage: Eukaryota; Metazoa; Chordata; Actinopteri; Cyprinodontiformes; Poeciliidae. Gene Ontology annotation, biological process: peptidyl-glutamic acid carboxylation. The transcript has 15 exons. The record is from RefSeq and is a predicted model, not a curated record. Bases 193 to 2487 code for a protein of 764 amino acids. Gene Ontology annotation, molecular function: gamma-glutamyl carboxylase activity; vitamin binding.